AUGGAAGUGAUCACAAAUUUAGACAGCAAAGCACUGAUAAUGACUUAUCUUGUCCAUCUACUACCAACAAGCAGACAUACACUGGAAAAUCUCUCCGAGGACAAUGCAGUUACCUUCAAAGUCUUCCAACCUAAUAUUUCCCUGCCAAAAUUAUUCGAAGAACAGAAAGAAAAGUAUCCCUCAAUUGAUGAAGGCAGUGCUCAUAAUGUAACAAAAAGGGAGGCUGCUGCUGCAAAGUCUGUUGGUGUUGAAAAAAUAAAUGGAACCCCCACAGGAAAAGGAUCUGUGGAACCAGAAGCUAUUAUCCGGUCAAAUCUUCGUGAGAGGCUUAGUUGCAUUUAUGACAAGGUUCUUGUGGUUGAUACUGUCUCUGCUGCAAAGGAAGUAGUUGGUUUGCUCACAAAUCAAUACAGGCAUAUGGUCCAUGCAUGUGAUACGGAAGUAUCAAAGAUUGAUGUUAAGCAGGAAACACCAGUUGAUCAUGGAGAAAUUGUAUGCUGCAGUAUUUAUUGUGGACCGGAAGCGAAUUUUGGAAAUGGAAAGUCUUGUAUCUGGGUAGAUCUUCUUGAUGAGGACGGGAGGAAUAUUUUGGCUGAAUUUGCUCCUUUUUUUGAAGACCCGUCAAUUAAAAAGGUGUGGCACAACUAUAGCUUUGAUAACCAUGUUAUAGAGAAUUAUGGACUUAAACUUGCUGGUUUCCAUGCUGAUACAAUGCACAUGCGCCGAUUGUGGAAUUCAUCAAGAAGAUUAGAAGGUGGGUAUUCUCUGGAAGCCCUUACCGGUGAUUCUUCUGUCAUGUCUGAUGCUAGGUUAUGCCUUGGUGAAGAGUUGAUUGGUAAGGUGUCAAUGAAAACCAUCUUUGGGAAGAAAAAAAUAAAAAAAGAUGGUUCUGAGGGUAAAGUUGUCACUAUUCCUUCUGUUGAAGAGCUGCAAACUGAAGAGCGCGAGUUAUGGAUUUGCUAUUCUGCUUUGGACUCGAUAAGCACUCUUAGGCUUUAUGAGAGUCUGAAAACUAAAUUAUCUAGGAUGGAAUGGAAAUUGGAUGGAGCUAGAAGAGGAUCAAUGUUUGAUUUUUAUAAAACAAUUUGGCGUCCAUUUGGUGAGCUUCUAGUGGAAAUGGAAACUGAGGUGCUAGUUGAUCGUGCAUACCUCGCUGAGAUUGAGAAAGUGGCUAAAGCAGAACAAGAAGUUGCUGCUGACAGAUUUCGCAACUGGGCAUCAAAGUACUGUCCACAUGCAAAAUAUAUGAAUGUCGGAAGUGAUGCGCAGUUGCGCCCUUUUUUUGGUGGCAUACAGAACAGAAAAAAUCGGGAUGAGACUCUUCCAAUAAAGAGGGGAUUCAAAGUCCCCAAUGUUGAUAAGGUCAUUGAAGAAGGAAAGAAGUCUCCAACAAAAUUCCGCACUAUUACUCUGCAUAGGCUUUUUGAUGACCAUUUGAAGAGUGACAUGUACACGGCAAGCGGAUGGCCCUCUGUUAGUGGAGAUGCUCUGAAGGCACUUGCUGGGAGUAUUUCUGAUGAAUUCGAUCUCAUAUAUGAAGCUGCUCAGUUGCAGUCUGAUGAUAGCUUCGGGGUGGCCGAUGAAAUGGAUGAAAGUGAUCUCGCUGAUAAAUCAGCUUGUUCUUCACUUGGAGGUGAUCAAGGAAGUGAGGCUUCCAGUGCCAUUUCUGCUCUAUGUGAAGUUUGUUCGAUAGCUCUUAUAUCCAACUUUAUUCUACCCUUGCAGGGAAGUCACAUAUCAGGCAAGAAUGGGCGUAUUCAUUGUUCACUUAAUAUUAACACAGAAACCGGGCGGCUUUCAGCAAGAAGGCCAAAUUUGCAGAACCAGCCUGCCUUAGAGAAGGACCGCUAUAAGAUUCGUCAGGCAUUUAUUGCUGCACCAGGGAACUCUCUGAUUGUUGCUGAUUAUGGGCAGCUGGAGCUUAGGAUUCUUGCACAUCUUGCUAACUGUAAGAGCAUGUUGGAUGCUUUCAAAGCUGGUGGAGACUUCCAUUCAAGGACAGCAAUGAACAUGUAUCCACAUAUUCGAGAAGCCAUUGAACAAAAACUUGUUCUUCUUGAAUGGCACACACAACCUGGUGAAGAGAAGCCUCCAGUUCCUUUACUAAAGGAUGCUUUUACUUCUGAAAGAAGGAAAGCUAAGAUGCUCAACUUUUCCAUUGCAUAUGGAAAAACUGCGGUGGGGCUUUCCCGUGAUUGGAAGGUUUCUGUGGAGGAAGCAAAGAGUACAGUUGAUCUCUGGUACAGCGACAGGAAAGAAGUUCUGAACUGGCAACAAGAUCGCAAAGCUGAAGCUCGUCAGAGCAGAUGUGUCCACACAUUGCUAGGAAGAGCACGCCGUUUCCCUUCACAAAAAAGUGCUACUUCAGCGCAAAAAGGUCACAUUGAAAGAGCUGCCAUCAACACGCCUGUUCAGGGAAGUGCAGCAGAUGUUGCUAUGUGUGCCAUGUUAGAAAUUUCAAAGAAUGCACGCCUGAAAAAGCUUGGGUGGAAGUUGCUUUUGCAGGUUCACGAUGAAGUUAUCCUGGAAGGGCCAACAGAGUCAGCUGAGAUAGCCAAGGCCAUAGUGGUCGACUGCAUGUCAAGACCGUUCAACGGAAAGAAUAUUCUUAAGGUGGAUCUGUCUGUUGAUGCCAAGUGUGCACAAAAUUGGUAUGCGGCCAAGUAGAUAAUAUGUGGAUUGCCAAAACUUAUAUGGUCUUUGUGGCGGGCUUGCCUUUUGCACGUUGUCAAGAGCACAGCAUGAUCUCUUCAUGCUCCGAGGUGGUUUUAGCUGUCUCAAAAUUUUGCAGCAUCUGAUUCGUAUCAUACCUUCAGCUAUGGGUAGUCAAUGUGUCAUAAUUCUUGUUUUGCUUGUCAUGGAUGAUGGACUUCUAUGCAGUCUGAGCAUUCUGAGCGUUCUGAGCAUCCGUUGGGAGUUAGAAAGCCUGCUGAAUUUUGAUUGAUUGUAUAUAGGAAAUUCUCUUAUUGGUUGUAUGUAAAUCCUAGGACGUUCGAGUCUCAUCUUAUUUUGUAUUUUCUAGCGUCGGACAUCUUUUACCUUAUUUUGUAGAAAACCUUUCCAUGAGAGGGAGAAUUAUUGUACCUUUAUUACCCAUUUUUCUAGAGUAACGAGUUAAUUGGUGGCGUGUUUCUUUGAGUUCCA
Molecule: messenger RNA, 3144 nt
Organism: Coffea arabica (coffee)
Lineage: Eukaryota; Viridiplantae; Streptophyta; Magnoliopsida; Gentianales; Rubiaceae
Source: RefSeq, a predicted model, not a curated record